This is a messenger RNA of Quercus lobata, 4330 nucleotides long. RefSeq lists its product as uncharacterized. Bases 824 to 4330 code for a protein of 1168 amino acids. The record is from RefSeq and is a predicted model, not a curated record. Lineage: Eukaryota; Viridiplantae; Streptophyta; Magnoliopsida; Fagales; Fagaceae. Gene Ontology annotation, molecular function: RNA-DNA hybrid ribonuclease activity; nucleic acid binding. The transcript is spliced from 2 exons.
AUAUCAAAGAAAGAAAUGGAGGUAGCGGUCAUAGCUGUCCAGCUCUGGCAGUGGGCGGAGGUAGCGGUCAUAGCUGUCCAGCUCUGGCAGUGGGCGGAGGAACUGAAGGGAGGAAGGGGACGGUGAGCUUGAUGGAUACUGACCGGAUGGAGUGUGUGAAGUCAAAUCCCAGGGAACACGGAGAGAAGGUCAGAACAGAGGAUGAUGUUGCUGAUGCCUUGAGAAGUGGAGAAGUGCAGAAGUCACGUGAAGUGCCCAGCGCAAAUCCAACUUGCUUGGUAAGUCAGCAGAUGGUUGAUGUUUGGGCUGGCCCGGAUAUUAGUGUGGAUGUUCAUUUAAGCCCACAAAGAAUAAAAGGGGCAGAUAGCUUUAAUGGGGAGAAGGAUUGUGGGCCGGUUAUGGAAGCUCUUAAUGCUACUCAUAAGAUAAGGCCUGUUUUAAAAGAAAAAAUUAUAAGCUUGGGUGGGGAAAAGAACUUUGGGCCGGACCUGAAAGUUAAUGAUGCAGCUCAAGAUAUGAGGCCUGGAGGAAAUGGAGAACUUAAUUGUCACGGGGAAGAGGCUGUUCCUCUUUGUCAGGAACGUGGGCUAGCUCAAACAAUUAGAAGGAAGUUCAAGAGAAUGGCAAGGGAUAAAGGGAAAGCCCAAGAGUCUGUGAAUGCUGAAAAAGCCCAAGAGGUGAGUAAUAAAAGAAAAGCCUUAACUGAUGUUUUAUUUGCUUCUGAGGAAACUGCACAGAAGCGUUUAUGCUUCGGUGAGAAGGGGGGGAAUGUUUAUGAAAAUUUUGAAACGGCGGUGACUGCUGAGCAGCACCGCCUAGAUAAAUGAUUGCUUUAGGGUGGAACUGCCGGGGGCUUGGGAACCCCCGGUCAGUUCGAGUGUUGCGCGAGCUUGUGCAACGUUGGAAGCCCGGUAUUGUUUUCCUGUCGGAAACAAAGAUGAAAAAUUACCAAAUGAAUAAAGUAAAAUUCAAAAUUGGUUUGCUGAAUGGAUUGAUUGUUCCUAGUACGGGUAGGAGUGGGGGUUUAGCUAUGCUUUGGAAUAGAGAUAUACAUUUAGAAGUCCAAAGUUACUCCAGAUAUUUUAUUGAUGCUGUGGUGACUGAAGUUGAGUCGGGUUUUAAAUGGCGUAUUACCGGUUUUUACGGUAACCCUGAAACUUGGCGUAGAAAGGAAUCCUGGGAUUUUUUGAGAAGCCUUAACCGAAUGUACCAUUUGCCCUGGCUGUGUUUUGGUGAUUUUAAUGAAGUAGUUUCAGUGGAAGAAAAGUUGGGAGGAGCUCCAAGAUCGCAGAAACAAAUGGAUGAUUUUAGAGAAGUUAUUCAUCAAUGCGGAUUCAAGGAUCUUGGUUUUGAGGGUCCCGAGUUCACUUGGUGUAAUAUGCAAGAGGGUGAUAGCAGGGUAUUAUUAAGAUUAGAUCGAGCAUUAGCUACCCCCGAGUGGAUUGAUCACUAUAAGAAUGUUAAAGUGCACCAUUUGGUGGAAUCCACUUCGGACCACUGUGCUCUUCUUUUAACUGAUACUGCUGUUACUCAGGAGUUAUCCUCUAAGCGUAGAUUCCAUUUUGAAGCUAUGUGGACUAAAAGGGCGGAAUGCAAAGAUAUCAUACAGGGAGCUUGGGUUGACAGCCAGGACUUACAUUCCCCCUCUGGAAUAGCUGCUAGACUAAGGAAUUGUGCAAAAAAUCUUUCCAAAUGGAACAAAACGGUGUUUGGGCAAAUCCCAAAGAAAAUCAAGGAGAAGAGGGAAACUCUUAAUUAUCUGGUCAGCAGAGACAAAGAUGGCAGCCUGGGGGGUGACAUUAAUAAAUUACGAAAAGAAAUUAAUGAGCUACUAGAUAGUGAAGAAAUUAAAUGGCAGCAGAGAUCUAAGGUUCAAUGGUUAGGACUUGGGGAUAGGAAUACUAAAUAUUUCCACUCUAAGGCCUCAGAUAGGAGAAGGAAAAAUACCAUCAACUGUAUUAUGGAUGAUGGAGGGGUUUGGCAUGAUUCUCCUGACAGCAUUGCGGAGGUGGCUGUUUCCUAUUUCAAAAAUUUAUACUCCACCGCCUACCCGACUCGCAUACCGGAAGUUCUUGAUUCUAUUCCAACAAAAGUCAGCGAGGACAUGAAUCAAGCACUCAUUAAAGAAUUUACUAGAGAGGAGAUUGAGGUGGCCCUUAAUCAAAUGCACCCAACAAAAGCUCCGGGACCGGACGAUGGCUUUUCCUCUCUUAUCCAUGAUGCUGCCAGGAAUUAUAAGAUUAGUGGAAUAUCCAUUUGCAAAGGCUGCCCCAAGAUCACCCAUUUGUUUUUUGCGGACGACAGCCUCCUAUUUUGCAAAGCAAAUAGUCAAGAAUGUCAGAGCCUUGUUAAUAUUCUCCAACUGUACGAAGAUGCUUCUGGCCAAAAGAUUAAUGCAGACAAAUCAUCCAUAUUUUUCAGCAGCAAUACCUCUGAUGAAAGAAGAAGGGAAGUGCUGAAUUUAUUGGGGCCGAUGCAAGAUACCCACCAUAAGAAAUAUCUGGGAUUACCCUCUAUUAUUGGGAAGUCUAAAGUGGAAAUUUUUGCUGAAAUUAAGGAGAGGGUGGAGAAGAAAUUGUCGGGGUGGAAAGAGAAAAUGUUAUCUAUAGGUGGCCGGGAGAUUCUUAUUAAAGCUGUUGCCCAAGCUAUUCCGACAUAUGCGAUGAGCUGCUUCCAAAUUCCGAAGAGUCUUUGUGUUGAAAUGGAAGCAAUGAUGAGAAAGUUUUGGUGGGGCCAAAGGGGUCAAGAAUCUAGAAUAGCUUGGGUUAGUUGGAGGAGAAUGUGCAAGUCUAAAUUGGUUGGAGGAAUGGGGUUCAGGAAUCUUCAAGCUUUUAACCUUGCUAUGCUUGCAAAGCAAGGUUGGAGGCUAAUCUCAAAUCCAAACUCUCUGGUAGCAAAAAUCUAUAGAGCAAGAUACUAUCCACACGGGGAUGUUUUCCACUCCAAGCUUGGUUCCAGCCCUUCCUUCACAUGGAGGAGCAUUUAUAAUGGGUUGGAAGUUGUCAAAAGAGGCACCCGUUGGCGCGUAGGUAAUGGUGAAAGGAUUCUUAUAUGGGAGGACAAAUGGCUUCCGACUCCUACCACAUUCAAAGUGGUCUCACCCCCGAAGUCUUUUGAUGAUUAUCCUAGAGUCUCGGCACUUAUUGACAAAGAAACUAAAAGGUGGAAAGGUGAGAUAGUAAGAUCUCUAUUCCUACCUUUUGAAGCUAGAACUAUACUAAACAUUCCCCUUUGCCACAGCCUUCCGGAUGAUCAAAUUAUUUGGGUGGGUAAUAAAAUAGGGGAAUUUAGUGUCAAAAGUGCCUAUUACAUUGCUUGUGAUGUAUUGAAUUCCUCAGAUGAAGGGGAAUGCUCUAAUGGCGACUCUAGGACGGCUCUUUGGAGAAAACUUUGGCAUUUAAGCAUUCCUCCUAAGGUGCGUAUUUUUGCUUGGAGAUUAUGUUUGAAUGCUCUUCCUACUCUUGUGAAUUUGCAAAGUAAAGGGGUGGUAAAGUGUGAUAUUUGUCCAACUUGUGGGAAGGAGCCUGAAACUAUCUCUCAUGUUUUUGUCAAAUGUGAAAUGGCUAAGAGAGUUUGGAGAUGUUGGCUGGAUUGCCCUCUUGUGGUGUUGAAUGGCAACAUGGAUAUUGUAGAUAUUGCCUUGGAGAUCUUGGGGAGUGGUUCGUCCAACGAAUUGGAGUUCUUUUUUGGGGCUGCUUGGGCUAUUUGGUCCAAUAGGAAUAGAAUUCUGUAUGAGUCCUCAAGCCAAAUUCCGGAUUACAUUUGGAGUUUUGCAAAGAAAUUUAUUUUGGAGUCGAGGAGUGCUUUGUCAGCUAGCCCUCAGGAUCUGUCUCGGCAAGUUGACAUAGGACACGUAGCCCCUCUUGGUUUUUUCAAGAUCAAAGUUGAUGGUGCUACUUCGGAAAGUGGAAAGAACUCUAGUGUGGGUGUUGUGAUUAUUGAUGCAGCUGGUGAUUUUGUAGCUGCCUGCUGUAAAUAUUUUCAAGGCAGAUAUUCGGUGGAGGAAGUUGAAGGCCUAGCAAUGGAAUGUGGCCUCCUUCUUGCCAAAGAGCUUAUGCUUACCCAAAUUAUAUUGGAGUCUGAUUCUAUGGCAGCUGUUUCGGGUGUUCUAGAUGGCAAUUUUGGUGGCUGUGUUGGUCAUAUUUAUCAAGGAAUUUGUACUGUCCUUGCUUCAUUCAGCAGCUGGAAAGUGAAUCAUGUGAGACGUGACUACAACAAGGCAGCGCACUCCCUUGCUCAAUUUGCAAGGCUGCAGGAAACUUCUCAGGUUUGGUUAGGUGUUUGUCCUCCUAUGUUAGCUGGAUUGUUCUACUCUCACUGUAUGUACUAA